Messenger RNA from Anastrepha obliqua, 2744 nucleotides. Its product is annotated as protein peste-like. Bases 713 to 2407 code for a protein of 564 amino acids. Gene Ontology annotation, cellular component: membrane; cytoplasm. The transcript has 7 exons. The record is from RefSeq and is a predicted model, not a curated record. Gene Ontology annotation, molecular function: scavenger receptor activity. NCBI's taxonomy places the organism in Eukaryota, Metazoa, Arthropoda, Insecta, Diptera, Tephritidae.
CAGCAGGCACAGUCGUUAUCAAGCGUUUGACGCGUCUAGAACACGCUCCUCGGUAAUAAUACAGAGUGUACGUACAUUUGUAUAUAAGUAAUUUACGAAACAUUGAAUUUAUACAAAGAAGUUGCACACCAACCUAAGAUACGGAAACAAAAAUCCGUCCGUUUAUCAAGUGAAAUAUUAAGAAUAAAGGAAAUAGGAGCCGGAGUUCGAUUCCAUGAAAUCAUAAAUGUAGAUCGCGUGUUGGUAAAAUUUCUUACCAUGGUUUGAUUGCUGUGCUUUAAGAAGUUCGAUUACUGCAUCUAGGCGCCAAAAAGACAAUACCGCAAUCAACUACGAAAGAUAAGAAGGUCAAAGUUCGGUGCGUUAUAUACGAAAUACUUAUGUACGUUUAUGAGUAAAUAUCAGAAGUGUUUUAAAUUUUGUACAAUUGUUUCGGCUAAUACAUACAAACAUAUAUUUAUGCAGUUAAACUUAAAACAAAACUAAUACUAAAAACAAAACAGCUGGAUCUAAUAAUUGUUUACACGCGCCGUUCUUGGCUUUGAUGACCGUUCCUUUGAAAUAUUAUAUUUUUUACUAUUUUUUAAUAAAUGAGAGCAAAGGCUAUCAGCCAUCGAGUGUGGAACCAAAUCAAGUGCAAUAUUUAAACGCCUGCAUUCAACUGCCUGCCAUACUUUUUUAUUUCGUUUAAAGGUCAAACAAAUAUUUCGAAAUGCCGAAGAAGGCAGAUAGUCUGAAAAAAUGGCAGCAAAACAAUCGCAAAGUGAUUGUUGGCAUUGUUGGUUUUUGUUUGAGUAUUUUUGGCGUUUUGUGCGGCAUGUUUUGGGAGCAGAUCUUCAAUGGCAUAAUGGAGAAGGAAAUGAUCUUACGCCCUAACUCAGAGGUCUACGACAAGUGGAAAAGUCCUCCUAUGACUUUGAGCUUAGACAUUUACCUCUAUAAUUGGACGAAUCCCGAAGAUUUCAAAAAUCUCAGCACAAAACCGAAUUUCGAGCAACUCGGUCCUUAUCGUUUCACCGAAAAGCAGGAUAAAGUUAACAUACAGUGGAAUCCGGCGAAUGCAUCGGUGACGUAUCGCAAAAAAAGCGAUUUCUACUUUGAUGCGAAGGGUAGUAAUGGCAGUUUGGAUGAUGUGAUAGUCACCUUGAAUGCUGUAGCACUGUCCGCUGCCGGUAAGGCCAAACGUUGGAACCCUGUACGACGCAAUUUGGUAGAUGUGGGCUUAAAAUUAUAUGGUCAAGAAAUGUCUAUAACGCGUACAAUCGAUGAGAUGCUCUUUACUGGUUACAGCGAUGAUAUGUUGGAUAUGGCGCGUGCCAUGCCACUCUUUGGCAAGGAUGUUGAGGUGCCAUUCGAUAAAUUUGGUUGGUUUUACACGCGAAAUGGCAGCACCGAUUUAACUGGCGUCUUCAAUGUCUACACUGGCGCAGAUGACAUUUCGAAAAUCGGACAGAUGCACACAUGGAACUACAAACACCAUACUGGCUACUUUCAAUCGACUUGUGGACUCGUUAACGGUUCAGCGGGCGAAUUUCAUCCACCAUAUUUAAAGCAGCAUGGCAGCGUAUCGUUUUUCACGCCCGAUUUAUGUCGUACAGUGCCAUUGGAUUAUUUGGAAACCGCAGAGAUAGAGGGCUUGUUUGGCUACAAGUACCAUGGUGGAGUGCGAUCUGUCGAUAAUGGCACCCUAUAUCCUGAGAACACCUGCUUCUGCGGCGGUCAGUGUGUUCCUUCAGGAGUUAUGAAUAUUUCAUCCUGUCGCUUUGGCUCGCCUGUGUUCAUGUCUUUUCCUCAUUUCUACAAUGCUGAUCCGUACUAUGUGCAACAAGUUGAUGGCAUGCAGCCUGAGCAGGAUAAACAUGAAUUCUAUAUGAUUUUGGAGCCGCGUACCGGAGUUGCUUUGGAGGUGGCAGCGCGUUUCCAAGUCAAUAUGCUUGUGGAGCCCAUCAAAGGCAUAACCCUUUACGAGAAUGUACCGCGCGUCUUCUUUCCAUUGAUCUGGUUUGAGCAGAAGGUACGCAUAACACCCGAUCUCGCCGCCGAUCUGCAACUGUUGCCGAAAGUUCUCAUGGGUGGCCAAAUUUUCGCCUGUAUUUGCUUUGGUGUUGGCUUAAUAUUGCUUUGUUGGUAUCCCAUCGAAUUGCUUUGGACGCGUCAGCGAUCUGUUGAUCUCAAAUCCACACCGACAACAGUGGAAAAUGGCAAACAACUAGCGAAAUUUUCCAGCGUCGAAGAAUUGAAAAACCGACCACCACCUGUUGUCACGGCGAAUAAUAACAAAACGCUUGACAGCUCACCGUUGUUGGAGCGCGGCAAUGGCAAGAGCGCCACAAUUGUGUCCAAGUCGGAGACAAAUGAAAGUGUUGCCACUGACAAAACGGCUGUAAGCAACGUCGCAAAAGAGUAAUAAAGCGAGGGAAGCGUAGUGUGGUUUUUGCGGGAAUUUCCCAAAUAAUCGUCCUAUUGUAUGCCUUUUUCCAUUAGAGUUAGUAGUUCGUAAUUAAACUAUAGUUUUUUGUUAAAUUUUAUACAGCGUAGUUAUGUAAGUGCAACUGGUGAUCUAGCAGAACAGUUGGUUACUCAAAUUUCUAUUUGAUAAUUGCCAUUAGAUUGUUAAUUAUAGUUAUGGAAAUUUGUAAACGGAAUACUCCAGUUAAAUGAAAACGAAUGCGUUUUGUAUAAAGCGAGCGAUUACUAUCUAAACCUGUAAAAACAAUAUAAAUAUAAGAAAUCAGCAAAGUGAA